Glarea lozoyensis ATCC 20868 is the source of this 1131-nucleotide messenger RNA. RefSeq lists its product as uncharacterized. The coding region runs from base 1 to 1131 and encodes 376 amino acids. The record is from RefSeq and is a predicted model, not a curated record. The transcript has 2 exons. Lineage: Eukaryota; Fungi; Ascomycota; Leotiomycetes; Helotiales; Helotiaceae.
AUGGUGAAAACUAGUACGCAUAUUCGGGCUCAAUUACAGAGUUUCAUCUACGAUAUCGCAGUUCCAGACCCAAAGCCAUUCAAGGAAUAUUACCAGCAGUCAACCAUCUUAUACGGUGGAUGUCCAGAAGGCGAACCUCGCGACCAUGUGAAGCUCCAGCACAUACCAGCGGUCCCAAAAUAUCAAGAAUACGAGGAUUUAGCUUUUGUAGAACUGGUGGACCGGGUUCUAUUUCAAGUCACUAUUCACUAUUCUAAACUGCGUCGGUGUACACUCAUUGACUGCACUGUCUACGGAGGCGAAAUUGAAAAGUCCAAUUUGCAAGAUUGUCAGGUUCGAAUGAAAGGAUUUGGCGAUGGUACAUCAGAGUUCGUCUAUAAAGAUCAAAUGUCGAGGAAGCCGUAUAUCUUGGACAGUCAAAUCAAUCACACUGAUCUCUUUGACGCCAAAAUCUUUAAUUCGACUAUUGUCAGUAGCGGUUCCAUGCGAAAUUGCUAUAUAAAGAACACAUUGGCUGCUCGUUCCUUCAUGAACGGAUGUGUCUUGGAGGAGUGUGGUGUUGACGAUUCUGAGCUUCGCAAUUGUGAAGUUGUCGGUACCAUUCUCACCGCGUCCGUUAUCGAGGUCAAAACUCUCAUAACAUUUCACAAACUGCCUCCCGAAAUUCGCCAGAUGAUUUACUCACUGUUGAUCAACAUCAAUCCCUGGAAGCAAAAGCUAAUCUCUGCGCUUCGGGCAGAUCCUGUCCUACACAGAGAGGUACUUGAAGCAUACUUCAAACAGCAUGUUUUUCAACUCUCGGUCAAAAAUCACAGGAACUACCGUUCAGUCCCGAUGAAUAUUAUGGUCCGGAUCUGUAAGAUACACUUAGAUGCCAGGGAAUUCUUUCCAACAAGCGACGUUUCUACAAAUUUCCCCGCUGGCACCAAGAUAAACAGCAUCUGUAUUGAGUUUUCCAAUGGUUGGGCAGACUGUAUUAUGUUCUACGAUAUUACCAAACUCUGGUUGUCACACUUUAGCACUGUCACCAAGCUCAAGGUCGUGUGGAAGUUGUGUGAAGCUGGGGUGAAUUAUUCUCCAACGUGCCCACCACGGUCACUCCAAGGCGCAAUCAAGGUUGCAAAUAAAUGA